Molecule: messenger RNA, 2080 nt
Organism: Apis florea (little honeybee)
Lineage: Eukaryota; Metazoa; Arthropoda; Insecta; Hymenoptera; Apidae
Biological process (GO): regulation of DNA-templated transcription
Molecular function (GO): sequence-specific DNA binding; zinc ion binding; DNA-binding transcription factor activity
Source: RefSeq, a predicted model, not a curated record
AUUGAAACGAGACGAAGCAAAGCAAAUGCCAGCCUUCAAGCUUUUCUUUCUUUCUUCUGUUCGCAGUCUUUCUUUGGGAGAACCUACAAUAACUUAGGCAGUAUAUCCGAAUGCAAGAACGGGGGAGUAUGCGUGAUAAACAAGAAGAACCGUACGGCGUGCAAGGCGUGUCGGCUUCGGAAGUGUCUGAUGGUCGGGAUGUCGAAAUCUGGCUCGCGGUACGGGCGUCGCUCGAACUGGUUCAAGAUCCAUUGCCUUCUCCAAGAGCAGACGAACGGGAACCAGAACGUGACGUCGGGCGCCGCAUCCCCCUUCGGCCCGGGUUUCCUUCCGGGAUUCCUGCCCCAGACACCAGGCCAGCAAGGUAGCGGAAUUUACGGAAAAGACGGAAAGGACCGCGCCUCACCUAGUCAAGAAGAUCUAGCCCUUCAGUCCCACUUGUUGCACGUGGCGAUGUUGAAACAGGAACGCGACAGGGGGAACAAGUCCCCUCACCCGGACGACGUCGCGUUGCAGAAUCAGCUUCGACUGUUGGCCUGGCAGAAAGAGCGGGAGAGAGUGGGCGGCAAUCAACAGCCACCCGGAACGCCACCUAGGGACACGUUAACGCCACCGUUCUACAAGCAGCAACAACCUCAACACCCCUCCAUGUCCCCAAUAUUGCCCAUGAACUUCACGCAGAAGGACGGCGUCCCGACCAGCCCGUCCGACGUGUUCCGGCCGUUUCUGCCUACCUACAAGAGGACAGCCGACACCCCGAGCGACAGCGGGGCGUCGUCCGUGGACGGUGGCGACGGCCAGGACACCGAGUCGAGGAGUAACUCGGCGUUGAGCUACUUCAAGGCGAGCACCUCGUCGCCAACCCUGUCGGAACGCGAGUUCCCGGCCAAGAAGAUCAACGCCACCGUCACGUUGACGACAGGCUUCCAUCCCCAUUCCAGCCUAAGCCUGAUAUAUCCACCGCCGGGUCUGAUCACCCCGGCGGCGUCCCAACUUUCUCCCAGAGGCGGUGAUCUGCUUCUGGUCAGCCCCAGCCCGGGCGGCCUCGCCGUCGAACAGGACGAGCCGAUAGACCUGAGCGUCAGGUCGACACGGACUUCCCCGAAACCGAGCCAAUCGGCGGAGGAGGAGAACAGGUCGAACGACGUGGAGUGCGAUCGUGACAGCCCCGCGAAAGAGGAGACCACGACGAAGAGCAAGCCGUUGGAUCUGACGUUAGGGGUGAAGAGGCCGGCGGAGCUACCUAUGUCGUUGUGAAGGGUGUGACCUUUGGAGACGAAGGUUCUCUCGAAAGGUUCACGAUGGGCUGGUCCCGGAACAUGGCGCACAAUACCGGUGUCGCCGAAUCCUCGAUUUGCAGAUUCGAUUUUCCUGAAAUGAAGUCGAAACGAAGAGGGGGGGGAAGGGGGAAGGGGACGGGCGUGUGAGAAAGAGGAAGAAGAACACGUGCAAAGAAAGAAAAAAAAAAAAAAGGAAGGAGGAGAAGUGGCGCGAGGACGGUGGAAGGAGGACGGAAUCGUGGCAGAAAUCCAUCGCGAAAUAUAAUGUGUUCAAACUUGUACAUACGUAGUUGACAUCGAUCCGACUCGGAAGACGAGAGAAUUAAUUUAUUGCGACCGAAUUACACGUGGAUUGAGAGAUUAUCUUUCAUUAAUUCUUCGCUUCGUUGGACAUUGUAUCGCGUACGCGGAACACGUGAAAGAAGCAGGAAGACUAGGUGAAGUAAGUCCUUGUAUAAAAGUAAAAAGAAAAAAAAAAAAAAACAACCAAUAAAAGUACGCGGAUAUAUCGGCCAGUAGUGGAGUGCCUUAAUAUAAUAUAUUUAUAUUCUUAAAAUAUCGUAUAUUGUAUAUGUAUAUUGUAUACUUGGAAUGGACCGCUUUAGAAUCAUUUUAUUUUUUAUUGUUAAGCACGAUCCUAUGCAUCGUGAAUUGUAGUCAUUCAUCAAUCGUACAGCGAGGUAUCGUGUAAACACGGUAAAGUCACACGUCGAUCAGUGAUCAAAUCACGACGAUAUAGGCCAGUUAAUAAAAUUGUACGAGAGAGAGAGAGAGAGAGAGAGAGAGAGAGAGAGAGAGAG